AUGGAUUUCUCACCCACUUCCUUUAACCACUCUGCCGCCGGCCUUGGCAACAGUCCUAGCUUGUUCAGGGCCUCGGGUUUACGGACACUUACUUCCGCCCUUACAGUACAGGCUAUAGGCUCUCUAGAUGGCGAGGCUCUUGUUGAUCCUAUCGCUUAUGAUUUGAUGAACACGCCUGCAGGCCAUCUGGCCGAGUGCCGCUCCAUUACGCGACGUCAGCGUGCUUAUCGUACCUUCUUCACCUGUAUGGAAGUCAGGUAG
This is a messenger RNA of Protopolystoma xenopodis, 261 nucleotides long. The record is from the annotation of a GenBank genome assembly. Lineage: Eukaryota; Metazoa; Platyhelminthes; Monogenea; Polystomatidea; Polystomatidae.